Molecule: messenger RNA, 663 nt
Organism: Striga hermonthica
Lineage: Eukaryota; Viridiplantae; Streptophyta; Magnoliopsida; Lamiales; Orobanchaceae
Source: the annotation of a GenBank genome assembly
AUGGCGGAUAAACCACCCAAGCACAAUAUCAAGAGCAAAAAGCAAAAACACCAGCACCCAACCGACCAGGCCUCGGCCAAAUCUGCCGCCGAUCUCUCCUUCAAGCCCUCCUCCGACGUCAAGGGACUCCGAUUCGGCGGCCAAUUCGUGGUCAAAUCGUUCACGAUCCGGCGCGCGCGGCCGCCGGAGCUCCUCCGCCUCCUGUCCAUCCCGCCGCCUCCACGGACGGCGUUCGCCUCCGCCGCGGCGUUCCUCCCGACGAACUUCACGAUCCUCGCGCACCGCGCGUGGCACACGCUCACGCUGGGCCUGGGCACGAGGAAGUCGAAGGUGGUGGUGUUCGUGUUCGAGUCGGAGGGGCUGAGGGCGGCGGCUGAGCGGCUGUGGCCGGCGGAGAUUCCGCUAGGGGAGGUGAACCGGAGGCUGAUCCGGGGGAUGGCGGGUUGCGAGAUGGCGCGGUUCAAGUUCCGGAAGGGUUGCGUCACGUUCUACGUGUACGCGGUGAGGAGGUGCGGCGGGUCAGGUUUCGGGUGCGCCGAGGAUCUGAGGGAGAUUCUGCAGGCGGUGGCGGCGCUCAAGGAUUUCCUCGACCACACGGCGAUGCUCGCCAUGCCCAACCAGAGGAGCAUAAGCUACGCGCCGCCGCUGGCCGUUGCUCAUUAA